This is a messenger RNA of Mya arenaria, 2443 nucleotides long. Its product is annotated as glutamic acid-rich protein-like. Gene Ontology annotation, biological process: adenylate cyclase-activating G protein-coupled receptor signaling pathway; cell surface receptor signaling pathway. Lineage: Eukaryota; Metazoa; Mollusca; Bivalvia; Myida; Myidae. The transcript is spliced from 11 exons. Gene Ontology annotation, cellular component: membrane. Gene Ontology annotation, molecular function: G protein-coupled receptor activity. The record is from RefSeq and is a predicted model, not a curated record. Bases 31 to 1629 code for a protein of 532 amino acids.
UUUAUUAUUGUGAUAGCUGUGAUCAGGAAGAUGUUUACAUCGUCAGCAAUGAUGACAAAGUCAGAUAAAGAAAAAGCAUGGCUAGGUAUCCGGAGUGUAUGUGUUCUAGUGCCCAUCAUGGGUCUAACCUGGGUUUUCGGUGUGUUCUCUGUGAAUGAAAACAUGGUCGCCUUCCAGUAUAUAUUUGCAAUAUGUAAUUCACUUCAGGGAUUGCUGAUAUUUAUAUUCCAUUGUGUAUUAAAUAAACAAUUAAAAGAUGGUCUCAAGCAGCGAAGCAAGAGGAAGAAGAGUCUCGCGACAUUCGAACAAUCAUACAACAAACAGUCCAACCAACACUCCACUGGGGAGCCAACAGGUUUCACCGGUAUAGGGGAUAGUAAAUCCACGUCAAACUCAAAUGAGUUGGAAAAAGCAACAACUAAUCCAUUCCUGGAAGCUGACCGUCAGAUGAAAGAACUGACGAAGACAAAGAAGGGUGGAACUGCAAACCUGUGUGACAAUAACGUGAUCACCAACAACAAGCUUGACAAGGGCGCCCCAGGGGCUCGGGCAGUCGACCUUGACGAUGUUAAGAUUUCCAACAUCCUGCGUGAGUCCGAAGUGAUGAGUGGCACUGCUGGUAUAUCAUCCAUACUUCCGAAGCCCGAGAGACGCCAGCCUGAGCAGACGGGCUCAAGGACACCUGAGGAACAAAGAAAAUUCGUUAAAUGGUUUCUGGAAGAGAACGCAGCUAGAAAGUCACAGGCAAGCCACAAUUAUGACCACAUCCGUCAAUCUCAAGCUUCGAGUCACAGAUAUGAAUCGAUAGAUCUAGGCAAGGAUAAGAACGUACUGCAGACACCAGGAUCUGGCGAAUAUCUUAUCUUACAACCUUCGAGUCAACUGUCAGCCUCGUCCCGGGAAAGUGGUAGUAAUGCGAGUAAGGAGAAAAAAGGUGAACAGGUACGUGAAAAGGAAAGGGAAAAAGAACGCCAACAGAAGAUUGAAAAGGUGAGAAAAGAAGAGGAGAAGCAAAGGAAAGAUUUUGAAAAACGCGAAAAAGAGAGAAGAGAAAAAGAACGUAAAGAAAGGGAACGUUAUGAACGAGAGCAUAAGGAGCGUGAACGUCAAGAACGUAACAAACAGCGGUAUGUUACACAUAUUGGUUCCGGACGGGAGGAUCCAAACAGUGCCACAAACAAACCUCAUCCUAGCCUUAGUAGGUCUAGCAGAUCAGACGAUGAUUAUGAGGGUCAGAGUGGUUCAGGGCAAAACAUAUCUUCUAUAGCAACAGCGCUUCCACAGAAAUAUGACCAACAUCAAGGAAAGAAUAAGAAGGGUAGCACAUCAAGCUCAAAGAAGACAGACAGUCUACCGAAGAAGGAGAAGGGUGGAAAGAAGCCCAAGGGCGGUCAACUCCGGGACCAUUCACGUGCGUACGAGUACUCAUAUGACACCACAUACCUUGGCGGCUCAUCCCGUCAUGCCUCGCUGGAAAACAUGAACAUGCAACAUCAAUAUGGGUACAGCCAAUAUGGUCAUAUGCCUGGUAUGAGCGGGUACCAGACAGGGCGCCCCACACACCAGCAACAGCACUGGGACCAGUAUCACUACCCACAGGAUCAAUAUGGCCGCUCCCAGUACUGGUGAAGCCUGUCCUAGCUUGACCAACAACGCUCACACAGAUGUAGGGUACUUAGAUGGUAGGCGACGGAGCAUGCAGGUGUCUGAAAUUUGUUGUAUUUAUGAAUAUCGUAAAGUUGAGUAUAUUAAAGUGGAAACUAUUUUGUUUUGGAAUAAAGAAAAAUGACCUCUAAUGGUAGCUUACGUCAGAGCGUCGAUGCAGGUGAACAUGCUUGGUUGAGAAAGGUAAUGAAAUGCAUGUUUUGCAUGUGGAAUUCCAGUUCUAAGAGAUAGACAGAUGAUCAGAUUUAUCCAUAAAGUGCUUGUAUUGUUGUUAAUGGAACAUUUUUUAUCAAUGUAAGCCAUACAAUUGCCAUCUAUAUAUCAAUUAAUAGUUUUGAAAAAAUAAUAUUUUAGUAUAAUGAGGGUAAAAUAUUUUGAUAAUAAAGUAAAAUUUCGAAAAUAUAAGGGUAUGAUAUUGUCAUUUAAAGCGCAUAUAUUGUUCUUACAUGAUGUUGUUAUGGUACCUUACACAUAUACUUUAUUAUUUUCACUUCCCUGUAGCCUACUUCAUGUUUGUUUUGUCAACAGUACAUGUAUUCCAUAAAACUGAAGUAUUUCAUUAUUUUCUGUUAUUUUUCAUGUACAUUUAAUUAUAUCCAAUUUUUUAGCAAAUUAAAUUAUCGUGACAAAAUGUGACCAUAGACAUGCAAUAUGUUUUUGUUACUUUUAUACUUUGUUUUUUAUGCAUUUACAAUGCUGAUUUUAUACAAUUAUGUUUGGAAACUGUACUGGUUUGUUCCCGUGUAUUCGUAGUGCCUUGAUAUUAUUAAUGUCUCGA